Messenger RNA from Striga asiatica, 2388 nucleotides. NCBI's taxonomy places the organism in Eukaryota, Viridiplantae, Streptophyta, Magnoliopsida, Lamiales, Orobanchaceae. The record is from the annotation of a GenBank genome assembly.
UAUUAAUCUGGAUAUUAAAGGUAAGGAAAGCUAUAUGGUAUUAGAAGUCAUUACAAAGACCUGCAAACAAAUUAGAAAAUAUGAAUAUGAUAGAAAUUGAGCCAGUAAAUUAUACAAUAUACAAACCAAAACUGGAAAGAUUGCAAAGUUAACAAGAACAAAAAAAAAGCCCAGAUGAAUAAAAAUCAUCAAUUUCUCUCCCUUUCCUUCUCUCUCCUGUUUACAUAUACGAUGGCGUAACAUCUAAUGUAGCCCACAUAGAUCUCUUUCGUUUUCUCUCCCCGAUUUCUUGAAUUCUCCGCCACUUGUGAGAAUUUGAUGUUGACGCCUCAAUAAGGGGCAAAGAUUCGAAAGAAAAACCUAUUAUACCAAAAACCCCGAAAUAAUUUCGCCGGAUUGAGUCAUGGGACAAGCUUCUUCUGUUCUGCGUUGUAUUUACGCUUCAAUUCUAUGGCACAUGGAUAUUCAAGUGUUUUUCUUAAUAGAUUGUCUUGAAUCGUGUGAAAUGCAUUCUGAGGAUGACAAAGCCCUCCUGGAGAAGAACAAGAAAAGGAUCGUCAAGACACGUGCUCAAGUUGAAGCACUUGAAAAGUUCUACAAUGAACACAAAUACCCCACGGAAGCAAUGAAACAACAGGUUGCUGAGUCUAUAGGCUUGACCGAGAAGCAAGUUUCCGGUUGGUUUUGCCACAGAAGGUUGAAAGACAAAAAAGUAAUAAACGAGGAGAAACACGCGACUGGUGUAAUAAGGCAAGACAGGUCGAGUGGGGUCAUACAAGAUCGAGGUAGUGGGCUUAGGCAAGAUUCUUGUGGCAGCACAAAACAAGGAGAUGACCUGAAUCUGGACAUGAGAGAAGUCGAGAGUGAAAGGUUGACAGCAAAAGAAUUCUCUAAUGCUGACUUGACGUACGAGCACGGCAGCCAUCAUGCUGGGAAUUAUAACCAUGUGGACAGAUUGUCUUCCGGAAGUAGCUCCUCAAUGUCUAACCACCAAGAAAGGGUGCCUCUUGAUGCGGUGACCUCGAGAUAUCAGGUGCCAAAAUUCCACACGGGUGCAGAACAUGAGAAAGCCCGGCAUGGCCCGGCGGGCUAUUUGAAAGUCAAGGGCCGGGCCGAAAAUGGCGCAAUAACUGCAGUUAAGAGGCAGCUCGGGAAGCAUUAUAGGGAGGAUGGCCCGCCGCUUGGGGUCGAGUUCGACGCGCUUCCUCCUGGUGCGUUUGAGUCAGCAACAGGGGAACCUGAUGAAGAAAAUUACUAUGAUGGAGAAGAUGUUCUCCCUGCCUCAACUGAUGUUUCGGAAAUGCAACAGAAUCCAAAUAUCAGCAAGGGACGUGAAUUCAAGCCCAGCAUGGCUUUUGAAAACCCCAACGUUGGGCGUGCCUAUGAUAUUCAUGAUACUCACACACACCACAAGUUCAGACAACCUCCAUCAAUGUCCACCGAUGGCAUUUAUUAUCCGCGGAGCACCUCUGUGAUAGAAACACGACGUAGUGAGAGUAUGAAUGAGUAUGGGGUGAGAGUCGGGUCUCGUGUAGAGGUUAUGAGAUCGGAUUCUUUUACUGGCAACUCUAAUUUGCAGCCUUCUGGUGGGAAAGUGAGGAAGGAACGAAUGGAGUCUCAGUUUUGCAAGUAUAGUGAUGUAGGCCCAAAGGUUUCCAUUAGAGAAACCAUGGAAAACGAGUUUUCCAAUAUGACUGAGAAAGGAAAUGAGUAUUACGGUUCAGGAGAAAGGGGGAUGCCCAGACAGAUUGUAAAGGUUAGACUUGGAAUAGAUGCAAAAGUUGCUCUUAAGGAUGGAAAAAUGAUGUACUCUAAUAGGAGGAUGAUAGAUGAAAACCCAGUCACGGUUCCCUUCAAGAAUGAUCUUGCUGCUCCAAAACGGAUGAGGGAAGAAUUCCCUCAGCAGCAAUACCAGAAAAGAUCAUCAUUCGUGGAUGACCAACCACACAAGUAUCAAGUUGUAAGGUCCAGAACAGAGAUGCCGACUAGUUUUAGCGAAGACGAGGAAAGUGUUGAAACAAGUUCUUCAGUGGAUUAAGGGAACGUGAAGAGUGGGAACAGAAUAUGUAUGACGUGGUGGCAAAGUUGUGUACAGAUGUUCGAGGUUCUCAUUUUAUUCAACUUUAUCGUUGCCAACUUGCAAUGUUAGCUAAGGCAUUGUAGGUGAACUAUCAGUAUCAGUGAACAAUGGUUUUUGUCAAGCCAAUAUUAAUAAUGUAAAGUGUAAACAAUGAUAUUUGUCAUGAGAACCAUGAUAAUCUAUCCAUACUCAGAUAUUUUUCCUGGCCUUGCACUUAAUCGUUCUUUCAUGAUUUUAAUUGAUGGAAAUUAUUUUGUUAUAUUAGGCAGCUUUUCAGUUUUUGCCCUUAAUCGUUCUUUCAUGAUUUU